Ordospora colligata OC4 is the source of this 1260-nucleotide messenger RNA. RefSeq lists its product as uncharacterized. The coding region runs from base 1 to 1260 and encodes 419 amino acids. Lineage: Eukaryota; Fungi; Microsporidia; Ordosporidae. The record is from RefSeq and is a predicted model, not a curated record. The transcript has a single exon.
AUGCAGCUCCAGAUCCCAAGAAUCAACAAGACGAACUACGAGCGCAUACUACGAGAGAUCAGACAAGCUGACGAUGUUCAAGGUGUGGCAGAUGACAUACGGAAUGUUAUGUUGUUGAUGCCGCACAAAUCCUCGAUAAUAGCAUCUCUUAUGUGUGAGUUGAUUAAAGACAGCACGGAGCUUAAGAACGCAAUUAUUGUAAUGCUCGAUGGCAUUAGUAAAACUACUGAUAUUUGUGAAAUGAUGUCUGCGGUGUUUACUUUAAAAAGACUUGGUGUAGGCUGGAUUAGUUGUUUUUCAUGGAUUGGGCAAUUACCUGAAUCCUUUAUGGUUGGAGAGCAUGAAUUUGAAGUUUGCUCCAAAGGCUUGGUAGAUGAAUGUAAUGCAAAAGCUGAUGCAAUCCUUGGGAGAGUUAACAAAGAAGAUUUUGAAGACACUUUUUGUAUUAUGCAAAUAAUCAGAAAUUUUAGAUUUUCUGUACAAGAGUGUGUGAUGCAACUGAAUGUGUUUAAUAACCACAAACAAGUUGUUGAUAGCUUGCUUCUGCUUUAUAGUGAGGGUGAAGAUGUGCUUUACCUGACUAUGGUUGUGAUUGAAUUAUGCAAGAAGCAGGGGUUUAUGAAAACGUUUGUGAAUGAACUUUGCAUGAUGAGUCAUGAAGUCAAGGAUAAAGAAUGUAAACGAACGAUUGGUGAGUUUAAGAGAAUAGCGCUUCCGUUUAUUUUUGAGUAUUUUUUGUACACUAAUGAAGAAAGUAGUGUCUAUGCAAGCAGUUCGUAUGUUCCUCUUGGAUGUGUGGAAGACAUAGCUGUGUUCAAACAGGCAGUCAAUGAUGAAGUAAGGAUAGAGAUGGAAAGGAUUUCUGGCUUGAAGAAGGUCAAAAGAUUCUUUGAAGAAGACAUAAAUGGUGGAGUUAAUUGCUUGAUGAAUAAGAUCUCGAAGGAAGAGUUUGAAGCCAAGGUCCUGAAUAGAGAUUAUUCUAAUGGAGAUGUAAAAGAUGGUGUUGAGAAUAAGGAGUUUUUUUUCAGAAACUUCUGCUAUCUCGGAUCACCAAGUAUUUCACAUUUCUUGACAUACCUUGAGAUGUACAAAUCGUACUUUCGAUUGGAAGCAGAUGAUCAGCAGCUAUUUAUAGAUGUGUUUCUUGAUGUAUUUAAAUCCUCUGAGUCAUUCAGAAGGAUUGUAUUAGAGAAGAUGGUUUUGUUUGGAAUAGUACAGAAAGACGUAGUUGAUUGCCGGAUCGAAGCAAUGAACAUCUAA